CACCACGACAUACCCUCCGCCCAACGUCUGCCGUGCCGAGAAACGCACCGUAACUUGAACGCGACCGCCAUCUUCACCAUCCAUCGAUUGCUAUCGACCACCAUCGCGAUGAAUCCAGCGACGAGUAGCCAGGAGCUGGAUACGCUGAUACCAUGCUUUGGGGAAACUGAGGAGGAGGAUCUACUUCCUCUGGACCUCAUCAGCCUCGAUAGAAUGCGACGCCCCAGCCACCGUGCGAGGCAAAUUGAUUUGGAAAUCGAGCAAGAAACACCAGUGAUGGGCUUGGGUCUCCUGGGAGUCGAGGAGCGACAUACGCUCGAUCCACUCCCCUGCGACCCGGUCAUGAGCCUCACAUCCACGAUGGCGACAGUGACCAUCGAGAGCAGGGGACAAGUUGACUGGGCGAGCGGCUCAGGCAAGCACCGCGCAUCCAAGCAGCGGCGCCACCACCGACGGCUAUCGCGCUCUCACCCCUACUCCCCCGAACGCCCUCUCGCAAAACCCCUUCUCACCAACCUGCCGCCAAUAGAAGGCCUUCUGGCCGGAGAAGACGACCUUGCGGCCGCGCCACUGAGCCCGCUAGUGCUUCCCGCCACCUGGCCGUCCCCCAUCGGCUCCUGCCGCUCAUCCGCGAGGCCUGGCUCCGCCUCGCGCAGCACGUCCAUCGCGCGCUCGCGCUACUCGAGCUCGUCGCCCGCGCGCAGCGUGCUCGCUCACGCGCCCAUGGUCCUCCCCGAGGAGCCAUGCCAGGCGUCAUGGGCCGUACCAGGCUGAUGCCUCAACGCCCCCAUGAGGCUUCGAGCUUCAUACGCAGCAGCAGCUGACGCACUUCUGACGCACUCGGCCUCCUCGAGGCGCCUCGAUACCCCUCGAUAGCAAGUUUGCUGACCUUCUUCUCCACCAUCUGUAUCAUCUAGUCUUGUUUUCGGCAUGGGCCUCAGGCUGUGGAUCGCUUCGUUAUGUAUUGCUUUGCGUGCCAGAUUGUACUACCUACCGUCUCGUCGUUGUGCUUUGUAAGUAUGGAUUCUGUCCUAGUGUGUUCCAACUUCCAAGUACUGUAGUUUGGCCCUCAAAUCGGCCCUGUCGGGGAGCUCUGUAAUGUUUGCUUUACGAGGCCGGUUAGCUCAGUUGGUUAGAGCGUGGUGCUAAUAACGCCAAGGUCGCGGGUUCGACCCCCGUACGGGCCACUGGGAAGCUCCGUUCCAAUACCACUUUUUCUUACUCAUAUCCCCCUUACUACAACAAACAUCGU
Molecule: messenger RNA, 1252 nt
Organism: Schizophyllum commune H4-8
Lineage: Eukaryota; Fungi; Basidiomycota; Agaricomycetes; Agaricales; Schizophyllaceae
Exons: 3
Coding region: 109-774 (221 amino acids)
Source: RefSeq, a predicted model, not a curated record